Molecule: messenger RNA, 8422 nt
Organism: Drosophila montana
Lineage: Eukaryota; Metazoa; Arthropoda; Insecta; Diptera; Drosophilidae
Gene: Cda5
Product: Chitin deacetylase-like 5
Exons: 10
Coding region: 290-7117 (2275 amino acids)
Biological process (GO): carbohydrate metabolic process
Cellular component (GO): extracellular region
Molecular function (GO): hydrolase activity, acting on carbon-nitrogen (but not peptide) bonds; chitin binding
Source: RefSeq, a predicted model, not a curated record
UUUAUUGUCUAUUGAUGGUAAUUUACUUUUUGCUUUAUUUUCAAAAAUGCAUAACUGAUUUUAAAUUCUUUUCAACCCAUUUUACUGCUCUUUUUUCUUAUAAAAUGCAUACUGCACUAUUUCUAUAUUUUACUUCAAAUGACACAACAACCGACUGAAUAUGAUUUUUGGCUAAACUCUGUACGCAAACAGCGAAAGCUUGGACGACGACGUGACAAUCGAACACGAACUGUCACAUAAUCGACUUGAUGUAGACAGACGACGCAAACGACGCGAUGUUAGUGGGUUAAUGUCAACUACGCCAGAGGAAACAGCUGCCUCUACUACUGAAAUGUCCAACGAUUCAAAUACCUCUAGCGAGGUUAUGGAGCCCGAUAGUGCCAACAGUACCCAACUGGGCAGUGGCGAAGCGACGAAUAAUUCCAAUAACUCGAAUAACUCACAAGAGCAGUAUGACGAGGCAGUGCCAUUGGUCUCUCAACUGCAAAAGUACUCAUCAAAAAUCAGUCAAUCUGAGAUUGGCUUUCCUAAUACGGACGCUGACUACAGUGAACUUGUCGAAGACAACAAUGAUACUGCAACAGGAGAAUCAAAGCGACGAGCUCGUCAAUUGCGGCCUUAUCCUCAUCCAAUUGCUAAGUGGCCGGCGCAUAACUACCGAUCCGUUGACACACCAGUUCAGCAGCCCUAUAUUCAGAAAAAUAGCUACAGUUUCGGUAGCUACAAUCCCUAUCUCACUCCACCAAGCCAGCAAACUCACACCAAUCAAAACUAUAAUAAACCAAACCCAGGUCCGGGAUAUAAGGCUUAUCCACAGCAGCUACAACAGCCGGAACCUGCUGAGCCGUAUGGAAAAAAACCAACUUUGGUCUACACAGGUUAUAAUUUGUCACUACCGCCGCCUCCGUUGGAAGAUGACUUUCGACCCAUUGCGGGUAACUACUAUGGUGCAGCCAGCUCAACAAGCUCAAGGCCGCCAGGUGGUUACCAAGAGCAAACGAGCCAAGCCGAUUUACUACCCUACCUUAUACAACAGCUUAAAGAGAUCAAAGAACGCAGAAAACAAAUACAAACUGAAAACUUUGCCUACUUUCAUUUGGACAAUCAACCUAUUGCCCCCACCGCGCACAGCACCACCCCACGGCCGUCAUUCGAGUACUUUUCCACGACUAAGUCGACGCCCCAAGUAACACCAAACAGUCCAUAUGCGCAAUACAGCACCAUGGGUGGAUUUUACAAUAACAAACCGGAUUAUGUGCCAAGCACGUCAAACUAUUCUGGCAAACUGAUAUCUCAGUACAGCAUUACUCAAAGUCCGGAGCCACAGAGUACGACAGAGAGCAAUUACUUUCAGUAUAAUAUUAUUGCAAAUCAAAAGAUGAAGGGCGUAUACAAUACUGCCAAGCUGAAUCAACUAGAGCAUGCCGCAGUAAAGGUGCGACCACCAGUCACGCCACUGCAGGUGACACCCAACUUUAAUAUCGUUUCGGCGCCUAAUUUAGCUUACAACAAGCCUAAUGUCCUGCAGCAAAUACCUUUCCGAGAUUUGUCACAUUUGCCAAUCGGAAUCAGCUAUGCUUCAAAUACUUCCAUACCAGAAUCAUAUCAGACUUUUACCAAAUCUAUCAGCUCCACUGUGCCUCCAAAGCCGCCGACAACUACCAAGCCUCAGAUGACAAAUUUUCAAUUUAAUAUUAAUGAAUUUAUGGCAAACCUAAAAGCUAGUGAUCUGGCAAGUUUUAAUCCGGCUGUAAACCCAUUAAUUAAGUACUUUAAGCAGGUAAGCAAUGAUGGAAGUGGCAAUGUUCGCAAUGCCUUGAUUCUUCGCCGACCCGUCAGCAGUUCGACGCCAACUAGCACAAUUACAACCCGACCUCCUUUCAAAUCCAAUCCGACGCCUGCAAAAGCGUCGAUUAGCUCAACUACACAAGCGUCGACUACACCCAUUCUUAAAGGUUAUAAGAUUUUCGUAAAGAAUACGCAAAAUCAGAUUAACAAACAAAUGUCUGAACCAAAUCAAUCAACGACAACCAGCACACCACGUCCACGGAGCAGUGGCAGCAGAACGACCACCACUCAGAAAACUGUUGAAUACUACGACGAGGAUUACGAUGAUGGGGUUGACGAAGACAUGCUGCCACCGUCACGCAUGCCCCCCUACAUGCCCAUGUCAGAGACUAUGGCACCACCUCGUCCACAAGUCACAACUAAUGUGCCACCCACGACAACGCCGAGCAAAAUUCGCCCCAAUGUACAAACAGGAUUUAUGGAAGCCACAACAACGCGCCGACCCUUUCCAAAUUUUUCGCAACUCAAUCAGCCCAACACAGGCAAUGGAGUUCCUGCGUUCAUCAGCUUUCCCAGUGACAUAUUUCAAGAAUUGAAGCAGCGACUGCCACAGUUGCAAGGAUCAACAGCCGCCAACACUCAAUCUACACUCCGCGUUCGCGUUACCAGCACAACAAGCACUACAACGCCUACAACCCCAACAAGAAUCCGAUACACCGUGCGACCACCACAGCGCAUGCGCGGACAGCAGAAGUGGCAGGCCCAAGCUGUGAAUAGCACUGACGGAUUAGAGCGCACGCAAAAUGAAACCGGCCGAGGGGCUGCCUACGCCAAGCCAAGUUCAAGCAAUGGUGGUUUGGGCGGCCAGCACUUGAACUCGAUACAUAUCAGCUCAAAUACGGAAAGACAAAGGGAUAUUGAGUAUCAACAGCAGCAAGAACAGCAUCAGCAAAAGUCUCAGCCAUACCAGUCUUCAGUGCGUCAACAACAGCAAUCAACUUAUAGACCGCUAGAAAUAUUGACGACGCCGACACCACCCCAAAGACCAAGCUACAGCAGCCAGCCCACUUUAGGCUAUAAUACAGACUAUGAUGAGGAUCUCAAUGCACAGAUCGAACAGGAUAAUGUGUACGAUCAACCUACGCGAACUCCGCAACGCUCAAAAACGCAUGCAAAUAAAAACCUUAAGCAAAAUGUUAUAAUCAAAUUAAAGACAACCACAUCACCACGUACCACACAAGCACCCAGUACAACAACCCCAACGACCAGCACCAUAAAGCAACCUUCACUUCCCACAUAUGACUCCAAUCCCUUUCUCAAAUCCAAGCUACAAUUUCUGGCCAAGUCCCUGAUCAGUGCUGUGGCUGGCAGUCAAAGUCAAAAUAUCAAUGACACAAAAACUCUGACCCAAGUCCAAACUACAGUCACACCUCCAAUCAGCGAAUCGUGGGCGUCGGUAAAUGACAGUGCAAAUAGUAGUAGUACUCAAAAGUAUGUUGAGACAGUUUACGAUGAAAGCCAGAAUGUGCACGUCCAGACGGGGGAGAUAUCUAGUAGUCGUACUUUUGAAACAAGCACUUCGCCCAAGUUUCUGGAUUUCAUCAAUGCCGCAGCUUAUGGAGCCAGCAACUUAGUGCGCGCGCCCACAGAGAAGUCAUUUAAGACUGUAUACACAAGGGAAAAUAUAAACAACGGCUUUGAAAAAGACAAAACAAUAUCCACCGAGCAAAAUCAAAGCAAACGUAUACAAAGCUAUGUUCUCUCCGAUGUUAAACCCCAAAGCUUUAGGGCGAUUACAAACAACACGCCAAGGGCUGCGUCAUCGGACCUGUUAGAUAGCUCGAGUACAGCAAGACCCAACAAAGCAUACGAGUAUAGUCUGGAAAGCGGUUCUCACGGAUUUACCUUAAGGGCUAAGGAAUCAUUAAACGAGGAAAACGCGUCUGAACCACUGUUUGAACGUCCUGAAAAUGGCCAACGUCUUAAGCCCAACACAACAACAACCCGUUUACCACUUACAUUAAUCAAUCAUGUUAGCACGGAGAUUGAAGAUAUUAUACCAACAACAUAUGCCCCGUUACGUAUUUGGCGCAACGGUCGUCCAACUAUCAAGCAAGCUCAUAGAAAACCGACGAAAAUGCCAACAUUGAGCGUCACUGAACUGCCCAGCACUACUGCGAAAGCAACCACCACAACAAUAAGAGCACCUAGUACUUUAGGUACUAGUACCGAACGAGCGAGCUCUGGACAAAGUUUUACAUCCCGUGCAAAUAUCUUCAAGGAUAACCUUAACCGUGCUACGAGCAACCCAGGAAUGAGAUUUGUUUCGCCAUAUAAGAGCCUUGAAAGUUUGCUGCAAGACGAACGGCUGCCACACAACAGCCUCAGAACAACAACAAGAACGCGCUAUGCUCCAGCCUCAAUACCGUUUCUCCAAACAACGCCAAAGUCAACACAGAAUAACUUUCCUCCUCUGAACACUAUUCAAAAUAAUGCCACCCAAUUUGUCAUUGAAGCUAUGACAAACAGCAAUACCCGCAACUUCAGCAUAAGUGAUGUAAUUCUGAGCACCUUCAGUCCCCAAAGACCAGCUCCAAGCAUGCCGCGUGCAACCACAACGACCACAACCAGAACCACAACCACAAAUAAAAUACAAACGGAGGCAGCACUUACUACUACAAUUUUAGAACCAACCGUAGCUACUGUAGUGACAUCGCCCUCAAUCCAGGUGUCUGAAAUCGCAGUGCGUGCACGUGGCCGGUCGCGGUACACUGCGGCUACGGUCAGCUAUAAUUUAGAUAGUGUCGACGAGCCGACCACCUACGCCCCCAAAUUUAAGAUACCCAAUAGCUAUGAACUGAGGAGCUCCACAUCUAAACCAUUUUUAAGACGCAAAGCGCAUCGUGGUCGAGUUGCUAGCAGCCUCCGGCAAACGAUAUCCGAACCGACGGCUAAGUCUGGUGAAAAAUAUGAAACUUAUAAGGCAGGUCAAAAGGCCAAGGAGACCGUUUAUAGGUAUCAAAUAUCCCCGUCCUCUGCCAAACCGAUAACUGCUGAGGAAACAAGUUUACCGAAACGUAACCCAAAUGAAAAUGAAGCCUCAAUCUCAGAUAACCCGCGUGCAGAAGCCCUAAUUGCACAGCAGCCACUCGAAAAUAAACAUAACAAUAGCAUAGAACAGAGCAUAAGCACAGAUACAUCUGCCAGUUCUAUCCAAGAUGUUCAUGUUAUAUCCGACCGCCCACCUGUUAAGUAUCUAUUUUCGAACAAAUAUCGGCAGCAAACGGCAGAGCGUACACUGGCGGAGAGUCUGCAGAAUGCCGGCUACAUAACGACGGCAAAUGGACGAACCAAGUUUCGUGCUAACAAUGUGCUGGAGCAACUGCAACAUUUUCUUUCCGCCAGCGACAGUGAUGAGAGCGGUUCACCGCAAUUCGUUGAUGAAAUUUAUGGUUCAGAAAUAAAAGCUUCGGUUAAUGAGAUUAAACCGGGCGUUUCAACAAGCCGAAGUGCUACGACUACAAUGAGAUCCACUUCUACCAUGUCUGCAUCACUGCCAACCACACGCGUCCCACUUUUUGCAUUUAAGUCGACAGGAAACCCAUCCAAAUCAUAUACCCCAACCCCUACUAUUAGCAUAUUAGACACAGAUGCAACAAAGGCUAACAUUAGCACCCCAGAUAUUAGUACUGAACCUGUCCCUUCAACAACGACUGCCUAUCCCUCUGUAACUAUAAAUUCUCCACCAACAACACGAGUUUCGAGGGUAAAUAACGCCUUGAAGUCGUCAAUUGCCGCUGCUGCCGCCCAAUCAUCUAGCCCGGUCUCUACCUCAUCCACCUAUCAAAUGCCAGGGGGUAGAGCUAACAAAUUCCAAUAUGGCCUUACCUCCAACAGUAACAACAACAACCAACACCAAUACAACAACAACAAUGCCGCUGUCGCUGCUGUCUCGGUGAAGUGCUCCGAUAGCACACUGAGCCCCAAGUGCAACGAAAUCCCCUCAAGAAACAACAAUAGAAACCGUGGCAGUGCAAUAUACACGAAUCAGGAUCGUGAUACUGCUGCCGCUCCUAACAGAGGGACUCAUCCACCACGGACGCGUCCAACGCUUAAGCCGGCUGGCACAAUAGUCUCAAAGGCCCAAGAGUUUGUGGACAUUUACAGAUAUCCGCCAACCCGACCGGAUCCAGUAUACCCACAGCCCACGCCGGAUAAGACGGCUGCCAAGUGCCGUAAGGAUGUUUGUUUACUGCCCGAUUGCUAUUGCGGUGGCAGGGACAUACCCGGCGAACUACCUGCUGAAAGCAUACCUCAAAUCGUACUGUUGACCUUCGAUGAUUCCGUAAAUGAUUUAAAUAAACAAUUGUAUACGGAUCUUUUUGAGAAGGGACGUGUCAACCCUAAUGGCUGCCCAAUAACAGCGACGUUCUAUGUCUCCCACGAAUGGACUGAUUACAGUCAAGUGCAGAAUCUCUACUCCGAUGGACAUGAAAUGGCAUCGCACACAGUUUCUCACAGCUUUGGCGAGCAGUUCUCACAAAAGAAAUGGACUCGGGAAAUAGCUGGUCAACGCGAAAUACUCGCUGCCUAUGGUGGCGUCAAGCUAUCUGACGUACGGGGUAUGCGUGCUCCUUUCCUCUCGGUUGGUGGUAACAAAAUGUACAAAAUGCUGUAUGACUCAAAUUUCACCUACGACUCGUCGAUGCCGGUCUAUGAAAAUCGUCCUCCCUCGUGGCCGUACACUCUUGAUUAUAAGAUCUUCCACGAUUGUAUGAUACCGCCCUGCCCGACACGAAGCUAUCCGGGUGUUUGGCAAGUUCCCAUGGUUAUGUGGCAGGAUUUGAACGGCGGACGUUGCUCUAUGGGAGAUGCCUGCUCAAAUCCAAGUGAUGCAGAGGGUGUGACCAAAAUGAUAAUGAAGAAUUUCGAGCGUCAUUAUACCACCAAUAGGGCACCGUUUGGAUUGUUUUAUCAUGCCGCUUGGUUUACACAGCCGCAUCACAAGGAAGGGUUUAUAAAGUUCCUCGAUGCCAUAAACGCCAUGCAAGAUGUUUGGAUCAUAACAAAUUGGCAGGCUCUACAAUGGGUGCGCGAUCCAACACCUACGUCUAGGAUCAAUUCGUUCCAGCCAUUCCAGUGCGAUUACUCGGACCGACCCAAACGUUGCAAUAAUCCAAAAGUCUGCAAUCUCUGGCACAAAUCUGGAGUUCGAUACAUGAAAACAUGUCAGCCCUGCCCCGACAUCUACCCAUGGACUGGAAAAUCCGGCAUACGUUCAUCACGCAUCGACAACGAAGUUGUUGAAGAACCUUCGGCACAAAACUGAGGAUUUUCAAUCUAAACACGCCAGUUAAACCACGCCUAUGCUAUUAGUAAACUACUGUUCGUCUAGAUGUGAGCUUUAUACACAGAGGAACAAUUGGUAUGCAAUAGUAGAUAUUGUCAUAAGUAAUAGCCCAAAAUACGGUAUUCACUCGUUGAAAUGUUCUUCAUAUUAUAUUUAUACUAUAGCCAAUUUGUUGAAGGGCAUCGAAAAAUGUAUUUAAUAUUUUGAUGACAUGUUACUUAAAUUUAUUUAUUCCCUUAUGAUAGACUUAUGUAUGUGUACUGUAUAUUCCUAUAGUUUGCUACUCCCAUGGAAAUUUGUAUAAGUACUUUCAAAAUGCAAUAUUAGUAUAAGUCCUUGUAUAUGUAAAAGUUACUAACGUAAUUGUAGACUCCCAUUUAAAUUAAAAAAAAUGAAAAGCGCGUGUUUCAGGACAUUAUAAAACUGAGGGUCCAUACUCUUUUUUGUGGUUGAUUUAAUUUGUGAUAUAUAUUUUCAUCUAAAUAUGUAUCUCUAUAUAUGCCAAUAAUUAUCUGAAACCAGGCAACAAAUAAUUAUAAAAUUUUAAUAAAAAAAUGUAUCUAAGCAUGUUUUUUUAUCUUCAACCUUGUAUAUAACAUUUUAUUUAGAAUCCGGUGAAGGGGCCUAAUACUUUUGGGUAUAUUUAUCACUCUUUAUUUCCUAAAUAUGAUUUAAUUUCGAGAAAAUUCGUAUCGUACUAUUAUAAAACUAAAGAUUUUAUGUGCUAUCCAUAAUACAAUAUCAACAGCUCACAAAAUCAUAUGAAUAUAUAUAAUAUCAUUUCUGAAUUUAUAACAUUUCUCGCUACAUUCUAGUUUAUAGCAUUUUAACUAACGGUACUAGAUAAAGAGCCUAAACUAUAUGAAUUUACGUCAUGAACAAACUUUUCAGACACUUAAAGAAAUUAAUGAUCCAAUUAAUGACCCAUUUGUAACGGGAACGGCAGAAAAAAAAUCAAAUCAUAACGUCAAACUAGACAUCGUAAAUCCAUGCAAAGGAAAAGUUUUAAGCAAAAUGCGAGCCUAGCGAAUAUUUUAACAUUUAAGCUGUUAGUACUCAUACGAAAGUAUUAGAUGGAUUUGUAACGCUGCAAACUCAAAAAGGAAAAAUCAUUAAGAUAAAUUAAUAUUUAAUUUAAGUAUAUUGUAUGUAUGUGCACACACAAAAAAUUUUAAAGCUGAACGCAGUUCAAAAAAAUUUAAUUUUACCAACGAGUGAAUUAUGUAUUUUGUGCUAAUAAUUGUAAAACAUGUAAAAUAAAAAAAAAACAACGUAAGUCAGAAA